Molecule: messenger RNA, 1074 nt
Organism: Opisthorchis viverrini
Lineage: Eukaryota; Metazoa; Platyhelminthes; Trematoda; Opisthorchiida; Opisthorchiidae
Exons: 1
Coding region: 37-1074 (345 amino acids)
Molecular function (GO): protein binding
Source: RefSeq, a predicted model, not a curated record
UUGAACACCGCAUCGGCACAAAACAAGGCAUUUACAAUGAAUUCCAAAUACGCCGGUGGGACCGUUCUAUCUCACUUUCUAACCGAUGAAACUGGACCGAACUGUGGAGACUUCACGUUUAAUGAACAAGACCUACUGUUAUUAUGCAGUCGCGAUAUUAACCUGAACGAUCAGCCAGCUCAGGUCAUGGUCAGCCAUCCAAAGAUACCAGGAUUGUCUUGGAUAAUUUUCUUCUACCAAACGGCUCCGAAUCAAUAUCAGCCCCGCGUGGCUUACGAUUUCCCAAGCUACUUGCGAGCAGACUGUGAGGUGUGCAUUCAGUUUGCUGGAAUGCACUGGGUUGUGAAACACAAGUUCGAGGGUAGUUCCUGGCUAACCUCCACACUGCCUCCAAAGGCAAUGAACGAGCGGUGGGUUACUUUGGGAACUGUGAAAAAGGUGGAGAUCCGAGUGAAUAUCACUAAAAUAUGGUUCAAAUUUCCUGUUUUCACAGCUUGUUGUUACCCAUUGAAAACCAAACGAUUCGUGCGACAACCCGAUUUUACUAUGCCUGACCAUUUCUCCGAUGUGCAGUUAUUACCCCAGGAUCCGAAUAAUCGCCGCCUAUUUGCCCAUCGACAAGUUCUGGCCAUGAAUUCUCCUUGGUUUGCUGAACGCUUCCGAAGUGCAUCGGCUCUGAACACGGGUGAUAUUGGACCAAUCAUUUCGAUUCCGUUUGAUUAUGACACCGUAUUGAACUUUCUACGUUUUAUUUAUCCUAAUGGUAAUCUGGAGAUUACAGCUGAGAAUGUCGAAGGUUUGUUGGAUAUGGCUAAAGAAUAUCAGAUGCCAAAUGUGAUCCGAAAAUGUGAGAAGUGGAUGUACAAGUUCAUGGAAGGUGGAUCCGCCGUUUUAUGUUAUUACUUGGCUCGCAAACACGAAUUACCACAGGUGCAGGAUGCUGCACUAUUACAUUUGGCGGAACUAAACUCUUCACAGCUUCGAGCACGGCUUAAUUUGGAUAUGAAGGGCAAAUCACCGGAUACGCAUGAGGUAUUGCUCAGUGAUCUGUGCAUUCGUCUUGCCGGCUCUUAG